AUGGCUCCCAAAAGAAAAAUCGAGGCUACCGGCGCUGUGGAGGAGAGCGAACGGGCUUUACACUCUUCGUUUCAGAACGUCGCUAACAAUCUCUCUCGGUUUUAUUCUCAGUCACUCGAUCAUCAGAAGCUCGCUUUUGCCGCUGGCGAAAAGUACGCUUAUGUAAAACUUCACGAGUGGAUGCUAAAGAUACUGCAAGAGGGUAGAAUGAUCACCGUGUCUCAGAUUCUUACCUAUUUGAAGGGGGAGCUGAACGAUGCGGGCCCCACAGGACAAGGGGACAGCGGAGGAUCACAAGAGAACACGAUGGGAUCUGACAUGGCACCAUCCUCGUCAUCUGCUGCUCAUGCCGGUCAGAACCAGGACAGCUGUCCACAUGAUCAUAUGCAAAUGGAUUUCACUUCUCAUGGGAACUAA
This is a messenger RNA of Striga hermonthica, 417 nucleotides long. NCBI's taxonomy places the organism in Eukaryota, Viridiplantae, Streptophyta, Magnoliopsida, Lamiales, Orobanchaceae. The record is from the annotation of a GenBank genome assembly.